This is a messenger RNA of Anopheles marshallii, 2721 nucleotides long. RefSeq names its product mucin-5AC-like. The record is from RefSeq and is a predicted model, not a curated record. The transcript is spliced from 3 exons. Lineage: Eukaryota; Metazoa; Arthropoda; Insecta; Diptera; Culicidae. The coding region runs from base 1 to 2721 and encodes 906 amino acids.
AUGGUACAAGCCGAACGCGGCAGAACACAUGGAUCAUCGAAAGAUACUACCACCAGCGUACCAACGAAGAAAAAAUGGCUAGACAAAUUGAAGACAGUUAUUGAGAAGAGAGUUAAGAAGAUAGCCACAACCACGACCACAACUACAACUACUACGACUACAACGAAGAAACCAUCCAAAACUACUAAACCGAAACCUCCUACGAAAACGACUACGAUGAAGACAACGAAACCUCCAAGAACCACUACCACGAGGCCUACCAAAACUACCGUGAAAAGAUUGACAACAUUAACAAGAGCUGUGGUUACCACGCCACGACUGACAACUACUACUUUCAAACCGGUAACAACUACAACGCGGGAAGCUACUACUUAUAAGACAACGAAAACACCAGCGACUAUAGUUCCAUCGACGUCUGUAAUUCUUUCUACGACAUCGAACCCAACUGUACCAACUUCUAUGAUGACCACUUCUACUGUGACGAUCCCUGUUACUACCACAACGCCUAGGACUACAAUUGCUACAUCUACAGCAAGUACUGUUGCGCCAGUCACUAGCACAGCAUCUACUACAACGUCUACCGAAAGUUCGACAACGUCAAAGACAACAACUAGCACUACUACUACUACGUCUACGAGUCCUUCUACGACACCAGCUACAACCACAACAACAACGACUACGGCUCCGACAACUACUACUUCGACAGCUUUUAGUACUACUACUACUACUCCAGCAACAACCACUCCUACCACAACUACUACCACAACUACUGCGCCGGCAACAACAACUACUACCACCGUGAAAACGCCCAUAACUACGACUACCACUACUACUCCAACAACUACUACUCCGGCAACAACUACAACUAUUGCACCUACAACUACUACUCCAACCACUACUACUCCGGCAACAACUACAACUAUCGCGCCUACAACUACUACUCUUUCUACUACUACCCCUGCUACUACCACAACUGCAUCGUUAAAAACAACAACUACUGUAACAGCUACUAACCCAGCAACAACUACAACUAGUCCUGCUACAACUACUACUCUUCCUACUACUACCCCUACAACUACAACAACUUCUAUUUCUACCAUGCCUAUCACCAAAAUUACCUCUACAUCAGCGCCUCUAACUACUACUAUCCCUACCACAACAACAUUGGCGACUACCACAUCGUCUACAACGUCGAAUCCAACCAUAACUACGACUUUGACGACUACGACAACAAAACUGGCACCUACUACCACGACACUAACAACUACGACGACGAAGACAACAAUGAGGAUCGCCAUUGGAUUGUUGGUGUUUGCCAUAUUGGCAGUGUAUUUGGUAGAUGCGCACAGAAAAAAUUCGAAAGAGGAUGAUGAUACGUUUGCGUCGGUAGACAUUGCAAAGGGAUGGAUAAAAAUUUACUUCAAGGUACCACCCGGUGGCCAGAAACGAACCACCACUAAGAAGAUGCGCUUAACAACACGUCCUACACUGAAGACCAUUAAGCCAAUUGUUACGAAGAGGAUACCACCGGGUUUAACCACGACGGCCUCGCAGAAGAAAACAACCAAGCUCCCCAUCUUCUAUACUAUGCCAACCGUCCGUACCACGUCAAAGACUGGAGAAAUAUCAUUGACUACUGCGAAGAUGAUUACAACUACUGGAAAAUUGGCUACAACUACAACAUCAAAGCCCUUGUCUACAACCACCUCAAAAACAUCAACUGUGGCGCCGGUCUCCACGACUAAAAUCACCUCUACAGUUGCCGCUUCUACUACAACGAGCCGGCCAACAACUCCAGUCAUUACUGUUCCAUCAACGACGACUAAACCAACGACAAUUCCUAUAACGACUACUACUAGUACAACUUCCACCAGCACUGUACAAACAACGACGACUAAACCGACAACAACCUCAACGACCGCGUCAACAUCCGCUUCCACCACUACUGUUCCUGCAACAACGACUAAACCUACGACUAUCUCAACGACUGCAUCAACAGUUACUUCCACCACUACUGUUCCUACAACAACGACUAAACCUACGACCAUCUCAACGACUGCAUCAACAGCUACUUCCACCACUACUGUUCCUACAACAACGACUAAACCUACAUCAACUGCAUCACUAACAGCUUCGACCUCUACAACAACGUUGUCCACUACUGCGACUACAUCGAAAGCUACGACUGCAGCAGGUGCUGUCGUAACGUCUACACCAAUCACCGCUUCGACUACUGUACCAUCGUCCAGUACAACGGCCACAUCUUUGACUACACCAACAAUAGCUGGCAGUGGCAACAAGAACAAUGCGUUCUUCAACGCCGGAGGCAUUCCUGAUGUCUCUUCCACUACCACAUCCAAAACUACGACGACGACGACUACUCAGGUCAGUACCACCAUCACUACUAACAACAACACACAAAAAACUACUACAUUGACGGAUAUUGUUGAUCCUUUCGCUUCCUUGCAAACAACCCAAACAACCACCACCAUCCCAAACAGAGCUCUUAUGCCGACACUUACGACUACGGCGAGUAUUCCAGCUACUAAAGGUGUGAACGUCGAAGAGCUUUCCAGUUCGGUAGAAUAUUAUUACGACGAUGAAGAGGAGCAAGACCAGGAGGGUGUGGAGAUAGUCAUCACUAACAAAGCCAUAACCAGCAGUCCAACUACGCGUGAAGCUAGCACAAUAAUUGUACCACACCAAACCACUACUAUGUAA